CGCCCCGGCCGCGCCCGGGUGUGUCGUCACUUCCUGGGCGCCGCCGGGCUGCGCGCAGUUCCAAGCGGGUUCCGUCUCGGUGCUCCGUUCUCGCCGGCAGGAUGUCAGCUAGUGUUCCUGGAAGCUCAAAUGUGGCUGCCGGCAGUAACCGUCGUCUUCAGCAGACUCAACACCAAGUAGAUGAGGUCGUUGACAUCAUGAGAGUGAACGUGGACAAGGUGUUGGAGCGAGAUCAGAAGCUGUCAGAGCUGGAUGACCGUGCUGAUGCGCUGCAGGCAGGAGCUUCCCAGUUUGAGACCAGUGCGGCCAAGCUGAAAAGAAAGUAUUGGUGGAAGAACUGUAAGAUGUGGGUGAUAUUGAUAGCUGUUGUUGUCAUGAUCAUCAUCAUCAUUAUUGUCUGGAGCAUAUAUUCGUGAGUUACAGGAAGAAACUCGGAUGCCCUGGAGGUGCCUUAUCUUCAGCCUCUCCACUUCAAACCCGCUGCGUUUUUCCAGCCCACUUAAAGCCAAACUAUUUUGAUUACCGAGAUGUUAACUAACUUCACCUUGUUGCCUUAAGACACUCCUGCCAUUAAUCACUAACAAGCACAGCCCCUCUCACGCGGUGCCUUGCUGACGGGACGCGGCCUGGCGCUGGGCUGGCCCCGCUCGGUGCCGGGCUCCGUGUGCUGCCGUUACCCGGGACCAAGCGGCGCGGGAGCCCGUUGCGGGGGGGGGGUGGUUGGAAGCGGGGGGGAGGGGGGGUGCGGCCCCGCCUACCGGGGCGGGCUCGGCGGCGCCGCACGUGGCGGCGGGGCAGGCGCGCGCACGGGGUCCGCGUGCAGCGGCGCGUGAGGGGCGGGGGCGCGUCCCGCGAGGGGGGUGGGAGAGUGGCUCUGGCCGUCCAAUAAAGAGCGGCUCCGA
This is a messenger RNA of Strigops habroptila (Kakapo), 902 nucleotides long. RefSeq names its product vesicle associated membrane protein 3 (gene VAMP3). Gene Ontology annotation, cellular component: plasma membrane; SNARE complex. The coding region runs from base 102 to 416 and encodes 104 amino acids. The transcript has 5 exons. The record is from RefSeq and is a predicted model, not a curated record. Gene Ontology annotation, biological process: SNARE complex assembly; vesicle fusion; vesicle-mediated transport. Lineage: Eukaryota; Metazoa; Chordata; Aves; Psittaciformes; Psittacidae. Gene Ontology annotation, molecular function: syntaxin-1 binding; SNAP receptor activity.